Molecule: messenger RNA, 864 nt
Organism: Rhodamnia argentea
Lineage: Eukaryota; Viridiplantae; Streptophyta; Magnoliopsida; Myrtales; Myrtaceae
Product: disease resistance protein L6-like
Exons: 2
Coding region: 147-683 (178 amino acids)
Biological process (GO): signal transduction
Source: RefSeq, a predicted model, not a curated record
UUAGCAAAUCGCAUUUCAUGAUCGUUUCUCUUCCAAUAAUUGAGGUCUUCCGCGGACGAGAAGAACGUAGGGUUCUACUUCAUUCCAGCCCUCCCACAGCACCGUAACCUCGUACCACAAAAGCUUUCCCUUGACUUUGCGUUUACAUGUUCGACUCCGUCUUGAUUCAUCAAAGAAGCCUCCCCCAGAACGAAAUGGAGAACAACGUUGCUGAAUCGACUCAGCCAGAUCUGAGGCUGAAGUGGGACGUGUUCCUGAGCUUCCGAGGCGCGGACACGCGCCACGCCUUCAUCGGUCCUCUCUACGACGCGCUCCGGAGCAAAGACGUCCGGGCCUUCCGCGACAACGAGGGCAUGAACCGGGGCGACCAGAUCUCGCCGAGCCUGCUGGCGGCGAUCGAGGACUCCGCCAUGGCGAUCGUGGUGAUAUCGCCGGACUACGCCGGGUCGCACUGGUGCUUGGAAGAGCUGGCGAAGAUAUGCGAGUGCAGGAAGCUGAUACUCCCGGUGUUCUACGGGGUCGAUCCCUCGGACGUGCGGCAUCAGAGGGGACCGUUCGAGGGCGCGUUCGAGCGUCACGUGAAGAGGUUCGGAGACGCGAGGGUUUCGGCCUGGAGAGCUGCCAUGAGACAAGCCGGUGGAGUCUCCGGUUGGAUCUUCAGGGGCCAAGACGAUCGGAGGUAAAAGAUCUCGAGCCUUUCUUUUCCUUCCUCAACGUAAGUGAGUUGAGAACACCUAAUAUCGUCCAUGACGUUAACGAGGAAAUAAGAUUAAUCUCUAAAGUUUGUGCAUAAUUAAAAUCGAGAUUAUCCCAAUUAAAUAAUCGAUACAUCAAUACAAAUAUCCUCUUUUCUCUACCGUUUUG